UUCUGCACCCUGCCACUGCACACACGGAAGCGUGAAUAUCGUUCUCCCGACCCCAUGCUUAUGAAGAGGGGCGCCAACUCCUUCGCUGCGAGCCUCAUCACCGCUCGGGCCGCGUGGGGGAUCAGCAUCUGGAAGCCUUCUGGACCACUUCUCGCUCAUAGACAUAGCGGAAGCCAAGUCUUUGGUCACACCAGCGAAUGGUCUACAUUGAGCCAGACGCUUCUACAACUGUCUGCGCUCCAUCUUUCCGUUCGCUUUCACCAGGUCAUCGUCCACCCAGGGCAACAAGCAACUUGCCACAGAAACCUCAGCCUCAGCGAAGUCGUCGACAUCACCAGCAUCCAUGGACAUUCUCAAGAUCCAGGGCACGAUCCUCACUCCCGACUCUGGAGAGGCGUACACUGCGGCUCUUAAGCGGAAUUCGGAUCUAUCCUCGCUCCCCGCCAAGUACGUCGUGCAACCCGCCGUGUACGAAGACAUUCCCCCUGUUCUCGCGUACGCGACUUCGCAAACCCCUCCUAUUGAGAUCGCCGUGAAGGGUGGCGGUGCUCAUUCGUCCACCUGGGCGAGCUCUGACGGAGGCAUCGUCAUCGACCUCAGCAAGCUGAACAAGGUGACCCUCGCGGAGGACAAGCAGUCCAUCACCGUCCAAGGCGGCGCGUACUGGGGUGAUGUGUAUGAAGUCACCUCCAAGGCUAAGGUGGACGUUGUAGGUUCUCCACUCUGGUUCGUCGGUGUCGGGGGCUUCACUUUGGGUGGCGGAUUUGGCCCUCUCACGGCUGAGCAUGGCACCGCCGUCGACAACCUCAUCUCGGCUACCGUGGUUCUCGCCGACGGUCGUAUCGUGAGAGCAAGUCACAAUGAGGAGCCGGAUCUCUUUUGGGCUAUCCGCGGUAGGUUUCAAACCUUGCAUAGCAUCUGCCCCCGGCUCACUGCGCCUUCUUGUUAGGCGGCGGUGGGCAGUUCGGGAUCGUCGUGGAAUUCGUCUUCAGGACCCAUCCUCCCGCGGGUCCGAUAUCGUCCGGGAUCCUCGCAUUCCCCGGUACUGAAAUCGACAAGAUCCUUGCCAUCAUCCCAGAAUGGAAGAAGACGCAGACGCCGAGGGAGCGUUUCACGAUGAAUUUUUCGCGCCCUGCCCCUCACUUCAAGCCAUCGAUUGUGAUCCUACCCACAGUGCUUCACGACGCGGACGGAUCGCGCGCGCAGGCUGUCCUUGCGCCCUUCCGCGACGGCGAAGUGAAGCCCGUCCUCGACAAGGUCGGGACAGUUCCCGACAUGCUUACUGCUUCGCACGCGGCGGAUGCCUCCUUGGCGACGGCCCCGCGGCGACUCGCCAUCCGUGGCACGAUGUUCUCGGACUUCUUCCCCGAACUCCUGAAGACUGUCUGGGAUAGAUGGGUGGCGUUCACCGAGACCAGCGAAGAGGUCCGCGGGUCUGCAGUCCUCUGGGACUUGACUGUCCCCGACAAGAUGGCGGAAGUCCCGUCCGACGCCACCGCGCUCAAGCGCAUGCCAUACUACUGGAUGGCUGUGCAAGGAAGGUCCACAACAGAUGCGUCUGUACAGGCGUGCAAGGAGUUCACGGAGUCCAUCGUGGAGCUCGUGCGCAAGAAGAACGCGGAGUUGUCCGGCAAGGAUAUCGGCUGGUUCCUCAAUAUGUGCCAAGGCCACGAGAUGCCGGAGGACGUCUUCGGGGACAAUUACGCACGGCUGCGCAAAGUUAAGGCCAAGUACGACCCCAAGAAGGUCUGGAGCAAGGGCAUCGUCAUCGAGCCCUUGGUGAACUGAACUGCCGAGUCCUCAAGCCUAGACGUAUGUCUUCUUCUCGUCUUCCCGCACCCCGUCGGAACCUGGGCUUGUUUGAAGUGUCAUCCCAUUUGUACAGUAAAGGAUCCUUAGCUCUCAUGGCUUCUCCGCUGAAUCUGUUGCUCCGGUUCUCAUGGAUGAUUGGGUGAUCGUACUCAUCACGAUGCCAUCUACUCUUCGGGACCUUGAACCUGCUUGGGAUCUCCUUCUGUUAUCAGCCAUCCUCGAAGACCACGCUUGUCGUCUGGUGAGACACAAGGGUGCCACCUCUGGCCUCUUGCAGCCUGCUCGCAGACACGCCAGCAGAUGUUCAGGCGAUCUAUGGACGCCGCUGUGCCCGAGAUCAGCUAGCGCUCUGCAUCAAAGUUUGUGAUUCAUACAAAGCCCCGGUGCCAGCGGACUCCCAAGUGCUCCACGGCUUCUCCUCACAAAUUGCCAUCCGAGCCUGUGCGGGAUGUCAGCGGGCUACCACGAGGACACCAUGUAUUCUCACCACUAAGUGAGCGCAUCUUCGCGUCUUCGGUGGCGGCGUUGUGGCGGCUACGCAGCGACUGUCAAUCCGCCCACUUGGUCGCUGUCCCAUGGUGCUGUCUCAUGUCAACUUACACAGGGGCUGAUUCGCUGUUAUGAUCUCCAGCUCGUGCUACAGUUCCUGGCGAAGCUUUGCGUCAAAUGCCAUGUCGUUCUGUUAUGUGACACUGGCGGAGCUAUCGUCGCCGAAGAUCUUGGCGUUUGCGCUCAGGCCCCGUACGCAGCGGUGUGCCGUAAUCGCCUAUAUAGUGAUGAGUUGUGAAUGCCGAGUUGUUGUCAGAUAUCUUGACGUCGCUUAGGACUCGGCUCAGGCUACGACUCACCGGCCGGGUAGCUGACUCGUAUCCCAUCGCAAUCUACCUCCGCUCCUUUCUUCACCUUCGUACCACCUACAUACGUCUACGGCAGCAGCACCAGCGGAAGCGUUGUCCUUACGAUGCCUAUGCUAAUCGACGUCGCUGAGCUCGCCGGCCUUGCGGCUGAGGGCGCCUUAUACGGUGUCUUCGUCUGUCUGUUCUGCGUGUGCAGCUAUGACCUCGUACGGCGUCGUGCGCGAUAUGGCUCACAGCUUAGCUGGCCGAUGAUCACUGCUGGCGUCCUACUCAUUCUCCUCGCUACGGCACGGUUCGCAGUCGAUACUUCGAACGUAUUCGUCGCGUUUAUCCACCAUGAUCCUCGCUCGGCGCGCAUAGCGUAUCUGGCGGAUGUCACUCGGCCGCUUUUCACGACCAAGCACAGUAUACUUAUCGCCGUCUUGCUUGUUGGGGACUCUUUCGUGAACUAUCGGUGUUGGGUGGUCUGGGGAAAGACUUUAUGGGUUAUAAUCCUACCCGUCAUCCUAUCCCUUAUUAGCGCAGUCUCGGGUUCAUACACAAUGUGGGCGUAUAGCAAUCUCCCCAACCAAACGGUGCUUUCCGAAGCGACAUGGUUGAAGGCAUUCUUCUCUCUCAGUCUGGUUGCAAACGCGAUCGCUACGUCCCUGCUUGCAUUCCGCAUCUGGUAUGUCGAUCGGCAGAUGGCACGGGUCACGGCGGAGCGGGCGCAAGGCUCAAGCCUCACCCCUAUCGUCCGCAUCAUCUUGGAGAGUGGCAUGAUCAACGCGGCGUACCUCUUCGUUUAUGUGAUGACCCUCAACUUCGGCUCACAAGGCCUAGAGAUCAUGUCUGAAAUGGCAACCCCGUUGACUGGCAUCAUCUUCUCAAUUGUCAUUCUCCGUGUCGGCCAUCAGCGGCACGACGACAACUAUUACACCCAGCAUCCAAGUCGCACAAUGACAUGGAAUAUCGCGAGGAAGUCGGAGACAAGAGUCACGGGCCUGACAGGUACCACUAUGACUGCGCUGACUGGGGCUGACUCGAACAUCGAGGUUUAUGUCCACGGAAAUACCACAUCGAAGGUCGACGAUGAGACUGAGCUGCACUCGAUCAGCACCGCGGCGGCUGUGUAACAUUACAGCCAGAAUCAGGGGGCGUUAUGCCUCGGAUGGGGGCAUCAGAGGCUAUCUCACGUGCAUGUAUGUCUUACACAAUUGCUGUAUAGUAGUCAUCAUAUCUACACUACUUGCAGAAGCGC
Dichomitus squalens LYAD-421 SS1 is the source of this 3909-nucleotide messenger RNA. Its product is annotated as FAD-binding domain-containing protein. The transcript is spliced from 10 exons. NCBI's taxonomy places the organism in Eukaryota, Fungi, Basidiomycota, Agaricomycetes, Polyporales, Polyporaceae. The record is from RefSeq and is a predicted model, not a curated record. The coding region runs from base 344 to 949 and encodes 201 amino acids. Gene Ontology annotation, molecular function: FAD binding.